This is a messenger RNA of Prorocentrum cordatum, 372 nucleotides long. NCBI's taxonomy places the organism in Eukaryota, Dinophyceae, Prorocentrales, Prorocentraceae. The record is from the annotation of a GenBank genome assembly.
AUGCGUACUCUGGAGGGUAGGCUCAGCGAAGCGGUCUCCCGCUGCGAGCGUCUGCAGAGUGACCCGGUAGCUCAGCGCGGUGCAGUUCAGAAGCUCAGCGAUGACCUGGCAGCUGCGGAGACCAAUCACAAGUCGUUGGUGCACGAGCUGCAUCUCCAAGUGGAAGGCGGUCGUAGCCAGCCACCCGAGGUGUCUCCUCCUACAGUCGCUCAGGUCACGAUCGAGGAUAUCCUGGACGGCAAGCAGCUCCCAACCAACUUGGACUCGCUCCUGGCGCCUGAAACUGAGACUUCGCAGCAGUCCAUCCAGCAGCAUGUGCAGCAGCUCUUCGGGGCCGCAGCCGAGCAGGCGUCGAAGUUCCGCGAGGAGUAA